This is a messenger RNA of Nezara viridula (southern green stink bug), 2278 nucleotides long. The record is from the annotation of a GenBank genome assembly. NCBI's taxonomy places the organism in Eukaryota, Metazoa, Arthropoda, Insecta, Hemiptera, Pentatomidae.
GUUAUAUUUACGUUUGGUCUGGACUCAAGGAAUGGACGAACAAACUAGCUCACACCGCUGCACUAGAAUACUCUACUUUACAUGGAAAAUUUUCACAUGUUUAUUUACACAUGUUAUGCUGGUAACAUUGGUUGUUGCCUAUUGCAUGCUGGGGGCGGUAACAUUCGAACAUUUAGAGAGAGAUAAUGAGAUAUUUGUAAAAGAAAAUAUUACGUAUAUGAGAAGAAAUAUAACGGAAGACUUGUGGCUAUAUACAAAAGACAUGCCAGUUCUUCGGCAAGAAAAUUGGACUAUUCACGCAUUGAAAAAGCUGAAGGUAUUUGAAAAUGACCUGGUCUUAGCUAUGAGAAAGUCUGGUUGGGACGGUUCAGAAGAUAUUAACUCUCUCCAAUGGACAUUCGCUGGAGCUUUGUUUUAUUCCAUAAUUGUUAUAACGACUAUUGGUUAUGGUCAUAUUGCUCCUAAAACACAACUUGGGAAGGUUUCUACUAUAUUUUAUGCCAUUGUAGGAAUACCGCUAAUGCUGUUGUGUUUGUCGAAUAUAGGAGACAUAAUGGCUCACUCUUUUAGGUUUCUUUAUUGGCGGGUCUGCUGUUACUCCUGUACUAGAGAGGAACAGAGUAGGCAAAAUUCAAGAAGAAGGCAGAGAAUGCACUCAGGAUAUGACCGCAACGUUACAAGAGAUGUUCUUCAGUCUUCUUAUAAUAUGCGAAGUAUGGGUCCUUCGCAAGUAGGCGAUAAACAACUCUACAAACAAGAAGCAGAAGACUGGGAAAUAAUUGGAGAAGAAGAGAUAAAAAAUCAAAAGCGGAUAAGACGAGGAGGAAGUGGUUCAUAUGGAAGGUAUUCCAGAUCAAAGCUUCCUCCGUACGAGGUUAGAGAAGGUAUCCAAGAGGUACAGCAUUCAGUUUUAUAUAAUAAAUAUGCGAUUGACAACGAUGAUUAUAACAAAGCUGCCACACUUCCAAUACACAAAGAAGCAGAACACGAUGAACACGGAGUUGCAGGAAAGCUGAGAGGAGCAGGAAACUUUGGAAGACGUUCAACAGAACACUUGAAUACCAGUCCAAGAAUAAUGAGUCCAAUGGGUUUCAUUGUUCCAAGACAAAAUCAAGCAAAAGUAAGAGAUUACUAUGAUUAUAGCGAAGAGACUUCUAGCACUCCUAUCAAACCGGUUCCUAUUUGGCUGUGUGUUUUUCUAGUAGUUAGUUAUAUAGUUGGUGGUGCAUUUUUAUUCUCUGAUUGGGAAGACUGGGGCUAUGCUGAUUCGGCAUACUUCUGCUUUAUUACGCUGACAACAAUUGGUUUCGGUGACUUUGUUCCUGCUCAAAGGGUAACUAAUAAAAAUGGAGAGAUGAGUAUCGCCCUUUGUUCUCUUUAUUUAUUAUUUGGUAUCGCACUAUUGGCAAUGAGUUUUAAUUUAGUCCAAGAAGAAGUCAUUGCUAACGUAAAAGCGGUCGCCAAACAUUUGGGUAUAAUAAAAGAUGACGGAGAAUAUAUUGAUUGACAUUUUAUAUCAUGAUUUUUAAUUUGUGAUUCUAAAAAAAAAAAGAAAAAAAAAGGAGCAAUCAAAAAAUAGUUUUUAAAACAUAUUUCGUAUUUGAUAAAUUAGAGUACAAACGAUGGUUAGUUUCUCAACAAGCGUUUUCAUGUGAUUAUUUUCCUCUGUACACAUUUACUUGAUGUAUUUGUACUAAUACAGUUGUAAAUAUCAUAAAUAAAUAAAAAAAAUAUAUUUUAAAUUAGCUUUCAUUAACUCGAGGCUAAAGGCCGAAUCACUAAACUUAAUCUGAUCCACACUAAAUGGAAAGUAGAGGAGCCGUAAGUGGAUUUUUUUUCAAGGGAUGCAGAGCGAAUUGUUUCGGUCCUAAGCACCACCACGCUGCGCCUAAACCCAAUCACUUCAACCGACCGUGAGUGUGGAAAAACUAAUGGAGUGGAACGAUGAACUGCACAGUUUUUAAGCUGAUAAUAAUAAUAAAAAAUUGUUAGUCAGUAAAUAAAAUAUAGUUAAAAUGUACGAUAGUGUGAAAUAUGUUGAUAUAUAUGACUUUUUUUUUUGCUAUUGAUUAUGUUAAAAAUAUAAAUUUUAAUUGAAAAUAAAUAAACAUUUUAAGUGGUUAUAUAGUUUAUAAUUUACUUAAAAUUAACUCCUCUUUUUUUUUUUUUGUUUAUUUAAUUUUCAUGACACAUUAGUUCUUAAGAUUUAUAUUUGUAUGUACAUUGAAAUUUUUUAUUGUAUUUGUUCAUAUUAUAAAAUACAUAAAUACCAACUUUA